AGUUCCUUAAGGACUCGUUCAGAAAUUAUCGCAAUUGGUGGGUUUUUCUUUAUUUUGCCUUUGUUGGAGACCGGUUUGGAAAGCACGGCUUCUUUGGUAUCGAAAAAUAAGUUUAAAGUGUUGUUUGCUGAGCUCGGCUCGGAUUUAAACGCUCAUCAAAAACAUGGAGAAUGAAAUGAAAUAUUUGGCCGUCGAUCGGGCAGCCAUUGCUGAUCCAGCGGCCCAAGCCAAAUGGUCAGCGAAGAAGCUGGUGUGGAUUCCUGACGACGAACAUGGAUUUGUGGCUGCAAGCGUAAAAGAUGAUAAGAAAGACUCAGUGGUUGUCGAAUUAGAAGGAGGAAAACGAAAGACUGUGAACAAGGAUGACAUUCAAAGAAUGAACCCACCCAAAUUUGAGAAGGUGGAAGACAUGGCUGACUUGACCUGUUUGAACGAAGCUAGCGUGUUGCACAAUCUGAAAGACAGAUACUUCUCUGGACUUAUCUAUGUAAGCGAUUUAUUAUUUUUGGCUCUAUUGGUUGGCUUUGUAGUAGUAAAACUUUGUUAGAACAUGGCGAUUUGAGUCAUUGGUCUCACCGGAAGUUUAGUGUGCAAGUAUCUGCUUCACACGACCGCUUCAUUCAGUCGUUGCAGUUGUAAGCGCUAACUAUUGAUUGAUUCUUUUUCACAGACGUACUCAGGUCUUUUCUGUGUCGUUGUGAACCCUUACAAACGCUUACCUAUUUACACGGACAAAGUAGUGGACAUGUAUCGUGGAAGGAAGCGACACGAAGUACCUCCUCAUAUCUACGCCAUAACAGACAACGCAUAUCGAAGUAUGCUUCAAGGUAAAGUAAAUCAGGGUUUUGAACAAACUUUCUAUUUUAUGCAAUCAAUACUGCUGCGUAAACGCUACUAGGCAGCGUUUUUGCAUGCCCGAUGAUUUAUUCAACGCAAACAGCCCUUGAGAUUAAAAUAUUGGACAACCAUCCCAGUGUACCAAUUAUCAUUUUUCUUCGCUCACCGCCUGGGAGAUGUUUGUUAUAUUUAUUUUCCGUUUUCGUUGCCCAGCAAAAUAAAUUUUUCCUUUUCCCUCUGGCUGAAGUUUUUAAAAUCAGCUUAAUUUGCUGUCAAGUUUCAGACCUUGCUGUCUGUCUCAAAAUUCAAGGUAUAUUUACGUGCCUCUCGCCGAAGUUAUUAAAACAGUGUCAUUCAGGAAUGAAAAUGUUAAUGAUUCGUUUUGAAAACAUCCCUUUGUUCAAUGUGUGUUGAUUCUUAAUAGAAAGGUUAUACGUCGACGUUCAAGGUCUUUUAUUCACCGAUCGACUUAAUUUCUCUGCCUCUCUUGAUGAUAUUCUCAGUGGGCAUUUCUUUACCUCAGAGCACGUCUAUUCUGCAUCCCUUGUUAAUAAAUAUGUGUUUACUCUGUUAGCUGCUGGGUUUACUUGUUCUAUUUACCAUGUGAAGGGGUUUUCGAUUCAAUUUGUUUUCCUUGUAGGCGUUCGUAAUGCACAUGACCCGUUUCAUGAUGCUUGUAGAUUUCCUCUCGCUCGCGAAAGCUCACGCCUCAUGGAAAGCAAAACACGGCUUUCGAGGGAGUUUUGAGUUUACCUAAGCAGCCUUCAAGAAUGAAUAUCUCCACUGAAGUAACCCUUUCUGUUAAUUAUUUGAACUACAGACCAAAUGAAAUAGUUUUUGUUAAGGAGGGAGGGGGGGAAAUAAACCCACUAGUGGAUGGGCUUUUGAUUCUCACCAAUCAUUACUGAAAGUCAGCAUUGUUAUUGGGGACCAAGCUACUUCGGACAUAAAAACCCUUGCAAACAUGUGGAUGACUUUUGUUCUUAAAUUUGUUUUCAAGAAGUCAGAAACUAAGGUUGAUAUUAAAGUUUUUAUGCAACUUGUGUACUAGUCGCAGAUAUUAGCACUAACUAAAGGAUAUUGUCCUAAACAAAGUUUUCUUUUCAAAUCAUGCUGUUGAAAAUUCUUUGUAGGGGUGCCUGGAAUUUAAGUUUGAUUCUGUUAUACAAUUUGUAAACACACAGGGCUUUUGUUUAUGCCUUGUCUUUUGAAUUUUUUUUCCUGUACAUGUUCCAAGUUGUUCAUCAUCAUAGUUUAAACAUUCAAUGUAAAUUUGUUGUGAUGAACAAGGCCUGGUUAUUGCCCUGGUUAUCAAAAUUGAGUCUAACUGAUCAUGAUUAAGAUAAUAAACUAGGUAACGCCCCAAAGAGAGAAAAGCUUUUUCAUUCUCUAUUGUGUGUGGUACUUUUAUGAUUUUAGCUCUACUUUUGGCAUCCAUUCUUAAUAUAUUCAAUUUGCCAUGUAACAAUGGCACUGGAAUGAGGUUUGCAAGUUUUAAGGAAUGUUAUCAGCAUUUGGUUUAUUCAGUACAAUGACAGAAGUUUAAAAACCUGGUGAGGAGAUGUAAUUGUAAUCCAGUAAAAUUUAUUAACACAAGUUUUGACAGUUUCAAGAAUUGCUAUAUUUUUGUGUGUGUUUACUUUACAAAUGGUAUCACUGUGACGUUUAUAAAUGUUAUUUUAUUUAUGAUAAGUCGUGUGUUCAUUUUUCAUGAAUCAAGUCAAAAUUUUAAACCAUCUAAUCUGUGUUUGUCUCCAUUUGACACAUCUUUCUAAUGCCACUGUGCUUUUGUAAUCCAUGUAACCUUAUUCCAAAAGUGUAGUUUUACCUAUAAUGUUACAUUUCGAACCACAAUCAUUGAAAAUGUAGCAUAGUUAAUAUUUGCAUGAGAUAAUUUGAACUUUCAUUAAACGACAUACAAUUUCCCUUGGGUUAAAAGAGACCGUUUUUGUUUAGAUAAACAUUGGUAUUGCUAGUAAUUAAGAUAGACCUGUAAGGGGUAUUCUUCUUCUAAAUUGUAUUAUUUUUGCUUAGAGUUAUCUUGUAAGAUUGUAGAAUCUUUGAAUUGAAAGUGCUGUGACCACUACAUCAUGUGUUUGAUGGCAUUACAUGUAGUGAACUUUCCCAAUGGUGUCAAAUGAACAUGGAUAUCCAUAGAAUUUUGUAAUCAGACACACAAAUGAUCACACUGAGCCUCGCGAAAGCAGAACAAUUUUUUUCUCUUGAGAGAGUCAUUACAGUUAAAUCAGAAAGUUUGGCCUUGUCUGUUAUCAUUUAUAUGGGUGUACCACACUUAUCUCCUUUAUGAAAUUUUGUUAACAGAUAAACAUUCUUGGAGAUUUCAUUUUCCUCCUGGUUCUUUGUAAACAUAUUAUGUCAAUGUGUCCAAAAUAAACAAAUUAAAUUAUCUGAACUAAAUAUACUUCAAAGGAACUGAAGGAAAAUUUUCAAAUUUAAUAUCAGUUUAAGAACAUCUCAACCUACAUGUAUUUUUAGCAUCAAGUUUCUUUUAUCCUUAUUCCUUCCAUAUGUUAUUGUUCUGCUAUAAAUAACUUCUCAGUUGGAACUAUUUAUUAUGGGAAAAGUUCCAAGUUUGAGUAAUCAAAAUUGUAUUAAUUUUUUUUAAUUAUAACUUGCAAAUAUAGAAUUCAGUAGAAAGAAAGCCUAUCUGGUUUCUUGAAUUUAAAGUUGAAUUCCUAAAAUGUUAACUUUUCUGAACCUUGUUUUAAUUGAAAACAUAAUUUAAGUAUCUUUUGUUAUUUCUGCUGGACAACCUUGUUUUGACUCUUGGAAACUACAUAACUUUUCCUUAUUUGUUCUAUGAAAAUUGUUAAGCUGGUCUCUGCUUGGACAUGUUCUUGGUCUUUCAAUUUACUCAGCUAUUUGUUCAAAAUGAAAUUGAAAUACAGUGUUUGUCAUUAAUUCAGACUGAUGAAUACCAGUAGAGACAUGUGUGUUGUUAAUCACAAAAACAUACCAAUCUGUUUUUAAUUAAGUCCAAUUUUCAUCAUCUGAAAUCCUUUGCAGCUUUUUUGUAGAAUGCUUUGGUUAUUUAGUGAGACUAUGUGGAGAUUUUUUAUUAGCUUAGACAAGAAAUUUCAAAGCAGAGCUGAAUUUUUUUGUCAAUGGUAGUUUAUGCCUUUAAAGUGUGUAUGUCCUAGAACAAGAAAACCAGAGUUAGAAGUAGAAUGGCAUUUUUGUUGUUGUUGACCAUUUCUGUGUUAUUAAGAAUUGAACCCCUAUGAAACAUUUUGAACGUUGUGCCAUAAUGCAUCUGAAUUUAACUCUUACAAAAAAAAAUAAAGUUUUUUACUGAAAUGUUCAUAAAUUUAGGUCUAUUGUAUUUCUAAUGUCAAUUCCUCGUGAUCUUUCAUAUCAGUCCAGGGUUUCAAAACAAGCCAGUGAUAGCUGGAGUUCUACUGGCUACUUGACAACAUGUUGCCAGUUGCUCUGGUCAAAGUAGUUACCUUUUGGCCCUAAAUUAACUCUUCACAGUUAUCUACCUUUGCAGAGUCUGAUGCCUUCUUCAAAACAUUUUGAAACCCUAUUUAUAUUGGCUGGUAUUUCCUUUACAAUCAUGUAAAAAGUGCUCAUGCUUGAUGUAAUCAAUGUUGUUAAGAAGCCGUUUUAUGCAGAAAAUUCACAGCUGUUAUUUCUUCGGUUGUUUCAAACAUUCAAAACAAGUGAAAUAAGCUCAAUGUGGCUCAAGGCAUCUGUUAAAUAUCCUCUGUUAAAUCACAAGAAGAAAACUUGAUUAAAGUUAAUAAUGAAGAUAUCACUUGAUGUAAUAUAUGCACAUGCCAUUUUUUAAAAUCAGUUGUGAAAUUGAACUAUCAAAACAGUAUUUCACAAAUGUGCUCAAUGUCACAUGCAAAACAUAGGGCAAUUGUGACUUUUGUGUAAUUUUAUACUUGUCUGCUGCAAACAUCAAUUUUUAUUUUGUCACAUCCUCUUAUUGUCAAGACGAGCCAAAUUUGUAUCAACAACUGUGAAUUUUUUUACGCAAGAUAUACGUGACAGAUUCAUGUUAUUUCGAUAUUGUUGAGAGUAACUGCUUGUUGGUCACCUUUCUGAGGAGACGCUUUACUGACAUAUAAAAAUAUAGGAAUGUACUUUACUUUAAAUAAUAAAGUAACCUUUUAUAGAUACAGUGUUUAGUAGCCUAGACAUGAAAAAGUAGGCCAUUUAGAAAAUUGAUAAUCAACAACAUGUCUGAUGAAAAUAUUUGUUGAAUAUCAAGUGUUUUCUCAUGACUGAGCAUCGUUCCAUCCAUUGGUAAUCAUUAUUUCUUAAUUUUAUGAUCAUAGCUGGCUAUAACACUAUAUUCUUCACUUUUUUCCAGACCGUGAAAACCAGUCAAUUCUCUGCACGUAAGUAAAACAUUAUUUUGUGCUUUUUGCAUGUUUUAAGUGAUUCCUUUAAAGAGAGCUCAUCUAGUCAAUCAAGAAGAAGGAAGGUUGUUAUUAACACCUGAAAAACAGAUUGCCCGUUUGAUUUAAUCAAUAAGCACUUUACAACUACAUGUAGCUUGUCUAUAUUGUGGAUUGGAUUUAUAGAUUUUCAUACAUAUGUAAUCCUGGCCCAAACUCCUCUCUGUGAUUGGUACCAAGGUAGCUGCUUGUGUAAUUACAUUUCAAUAGUUAAUUUCACAUUUUGAUUCCUUUUCCAUUUUUCUUCAGGGGAGAGUCAGGUGCUGGGAAAACAGAGAAUACCAAGAAAGUAAUUCAGUACUUGGCAACAGUGGCUGGUCACUCACACAGCAAAACAGCACAGACUCCGAAGAAAUCUGGUUCAACUAGUUCAGCUGUCAGCACAAAGAUUGGAUUAUCUGGAAGCCAGGUAAUUAUCCUCUAAAUGCACAUGUUGUGUAAAACCUAAUCUUGUUCCAAGGGGGAAUAAGGAAAAAAACUGUGGAAGGUGAAAGGAAUGCAUUUGGUAAACUUUCAAAUUGAGAAGAUAAUGGUUAUACUACAUGCCUAUUUUUACGCAGAAUUGCUUGUAGUUUAAUGGAGCAUUAGAUUUUUACAUUCCAUGUUAUAAAAUCUGAAUUGAAUCUUUAAUUUUAUCGGCUCAAUGAGGACUUGCUUUUAAACUAGUCCAACUUUGAUGGAGCUUGUUGAAUAAAGAAGAUUUGUUUUUAUUCUUGUAGGUGGAGUUGGAGAGGCAACUUCUUGCUGCUAACCCCAUCCUUGAAGCUUUUGGAAAUGCUAAGACAGUGAAGAAUGACAACUCAUCACGUUUUGUAAGUCUUCCUUACAGAGCACAACUAGUUGAAGGGAGAACUUGAACCAUUCAAUAUGACUAUGUCAUAUUAUACUGUUAAUUGUUUUAGUGUAACUAUAGGUACAGGGUUUGUAGUGUUUUGGCAGCUAAUUUGUUACUUGAGUACAUUUUUUGCAACCUGUUGGAUGGGGGCAAUGCUUAAUUUUGUACUGUUUGACUUUGUCCUUGUAGGGAAAGUUCAUUAGAAUCAACUUCGAUGCAUCAGGAUUCAUUGCUGGUGCCAAUAUUGAAUCUUGUAUCCUUGAAAAAUCAUCUGUAUUUGUGAAUGGCGUUUAAAAUAAACGAAGAUGUGAUAAAACUUUCUCUAAUGAGAAAUUUGUCACAAGCAUAGCACUAAGAAAAAUAUGAGUUCCUGGGAAGGCAUAAUGGUUACCUCAGAUCUUCUAGUUUUGCAGUGAUUUUAAUGCUCUAUAACUAAGCUGCAGAGAUCUUUUUGGUGCAAUAGGCUAUUACAAGGUUCACAUGUUAUUUAUCCUUCACUCAUGAUAAGACCUUCUUGAGAAAUCACGUGCUGUGCGACAAACACCAAACGAGAGAAGUUUUCACAUUUUCUACCAAGUCCUCAAUGGUUUGGACAAAAAGGCCAGAGGUAAGAAGCUUGUGGUUAACAAAUAAUAGAACUGAGAGCAAACUAAUAGGGCAUGAUUUGUGACCUGCAAUCAGGUAUGCAAUUAAUUUUUUUUUUCAUGUUUCCUUCCUUUUCUGAUGCCACCUUUCAGUGACAUUAUAAAGACCCCAAAACAGUAUUUUUGCUUCCAUAGCUAUUCACUAAAGAGAAAUAUCACAAUAUAAAAAAAAGAAAAGAUAUCCAGGAGCUUACCCAAAAUAAUAAAUACAUAUUUGGAUAAGCUGCAGCAAUUUAUUGAAAUAAGACAAAAUGGAUGGUCUGUAGGAAUGGAAUGAGAUACUUACAAGGUUUGUUCGACCUAGACUGCUAUAGCACCAUUAAUUUUACAGAAAUAUUAAGGAGGGUAUGCAGUUUGUAUUAGAUAUAUCCACCUUGUUUUAUUGCAGCGGACAUGCUGUUUCAGGAUGCAGGCUCAUAUAAUUAUUUGAGCAAUGGUAAUUUACCAGUAAAUGGUUGGGAUGAUGCAGCAGACCUCCAGGAUUCUUUGGUAAGUGAUGUACUACUAAUGUAGCCUUUUAGAACUAGUUGCUUCUCCCAAUGACUUGCCAAAGCUAUUUGCACUGACUUUUGCAAGGAUGCCUUUUGCUAAUACUGCUGGAAUCAAUUAUUUUUUACUUCUUUUUCAGACUUGCAUGAGGGACAUGGGAAUUCCAGAGGAUGACAUAAAUGGUGAACUAUUUAUUUUGUAUAAACUUUUAUGUUUGAAUUUGUUGAUAUACAUACAACCAUAGUAAAGAACAGAACCAUUACUUAUAAAACAACGCUCCUUCCCUGAUUUGUUACAUGCUUCCUCUUCCUACAUGCCCGCGCAUUCACAUUACUCCCUCCCUUGUGCUAUUAUCUUUUAAUGUUCACUAUUUGAGAUCUUGGUAUUUGUGUUCUGUCCUCCUUAGCCCUUUUCCGUGUAGUGUCUGCUGUUCUUCAGUUUGGCAACAUGGCUUUCAAGGAGGAGAGAAGUUCAGAACAAGCUAUAAUGCCAAGCAAUGAAGGUUAGAUUUUUUCAGGAUAUUUAAGAGGAGGAAUUUAUCUUUCCACACAAUACUGUAGUUUCAGUUCACUGCAAAAACCUAGCAAUGUUAGCACUUACACUGCUUUUCCCUCCUGUCUAUAGUAAAGAAAUGUUUUAUUUCCUUCUACCUCAAAGCCCAUUCAUAAUUCCCCAGUCAUCCAUUCAACUAGUAGAGCAAAGAAUUGCAUUAAAAAUCAACCAUUAAAGUUGCUUAUGUAAGUCUAAGCUUUCUUGGGUAGUGAUUGAUGUACAUUUUUUGUAUACUCCCUCUUGCUUGCAGUUGCUCAGAAAGUUUGCCAUUUACUUGGUAUUCCUGUUACGGAAUUUUCCAAGGCUGUACUGAGACCAAGAGUAAAAGUUGGCCGUGACUAUGUACAGAAGGCUCAAACAAAAGCCCAAGUGAGUAAUUCUGUUGGCAAACUUUGAUUAACUGGAAGAGAGCUGACACUUCUCUGUUUUACCAUAUUUCCAUCAAGAGUAAGUUAAUUGACAACUAAUUCAGUGGGAUUCAACAAAUUGCAUGCCAGGAGUAAAAUCUCUGACCAAUUUUUUGUUAUAUUCUUGGCAAAAAAACAAUUUUUUUUUUUUAGUUUCUCUAUAGUAUAUACUGAAAAAAAUUAUUCACCUUCACUUUGGUGAAUAACAGUUAAAUGUUAAGUACCCUUGAAUUCUUUUUUGUUGUUUUUGUUGUUCUAAUAAGGUAUAAACUGACAGGCGUUGUUAUGAACGUGUAAUAUUUUAAUCACAUUUUAGGCUAUGCAUUAGUUUUGAGCAUUUUUUUUUUUAAUCUGAGUUUUUUUCCUUUACAGGCAGAGUUUGCUAUUGAGGCUGUUUCUAAGACUCUCUAUGAAAGAAUGUUCAAGUGGAUUGUGUUCAGGAUAAACAAAUCCCUGGACAGAACCAAGCGAGAAGGAGCUUCAUUUAUUGGCAUCCUGGAUAUUGCAGGAUUUGAAAUCUUCCAAGUAAGCUGUGCAUCAGGAAAUGACAAACAAAUAUUAGAAUUAAAUGAAACAUGAAUUGAGUUAGUAUCAACUGGUGAUAGAAUUGCAGAAUUUUACACUACGUUUGGUGGGUGAACCCUUUACAUUUGAACAUCAGUACAUGUAUGCAAGUUCUCCAUAUCAUUCUUAAUAUAUUUCUUAUGGUACUUAAAAAGAGAAUUUGUCUAUCAAUCAAGAGUAUGUUUGUGCAGUAUUCUCUUACUCGUUUCCUAACAGUUUUAUGUGUAUUUUUCUUUUAGAUGAACUCUUUUGAACAGCUCUGCAUCAACUAUACCAAUGAAAAACUGCAACAGCUUUUCAAUCACACAAUGUUCAUUUUGGAGCAGGUACUGUCUCUAAUUUUCUGAGAGUUUCCUUAGAUGUUCCUAGUUCUGCUGUAUUUGACUUUCUUCAGCUUUUAGAUAAAAGAUGUCAGAAUUUUUACACCAUUCAAGACAUUUUAAACAUGAGUUUUAUGCAUUUAACUUGCUUUGAAGUGGUGGGUUUGGUAGCGACAAUGAAUUGGGUCCAAGAGUCUUGAUUUUGAACCAGAUAUGUGUAGGCAAAGUGUUGUUUGCAAAGGUCUUCCACAAAGUUCUUUUGUGUGAUGUUUCAUGACCAGAAAGGGAUUUUUGUCAUUAUUACACCCAUUUUGAAAUCACUGGUGGUCCCUGUAAUCUGAUUGGCUGUAAUUGAUGUGAUUUAUCCACACUAUUUUUUUAUUUAAAUCGCAUCUUUUUCCCAGGCAAUGAGGAGGCUACACUAAAAACGAAACGACCAAUCAGAUUUCAAGGCUUGUUCAAAGUAACCAAUCAAAUUGCUGAAAAAUGAAAGACAAAGAGUAUCAUGUGGCAAAUUUUGCAACUUUUGUUUCCAAAACUCUUACCUUUUUCCCCCCAAGAGAUGGAUGAAUUUUCAGACUGGUUCAGUACUGCAUCAAUAAAAUGUUUGAACUGACCAAGUCCUGUAUUUGGGUGAUUUCAAAAUGGAUGUAAUAAAGUGGUAAUUGAACCUCGUGUUGUGUAAUUUUGGUCUGAAAUCAUACUUGUGAUUUCAAAUCGAACUUGCGCUGCGUGCUCAUUUGAUUUUGAAAUCACGCGUAUGAUUUUAGCCCAAAUUGCACUCCACUCAGUUCAAUCACCAUUAUUUACUACAACUGGACCCUACAAUACUUAACACUCUCGUGCCUCUAUACUCUGAUGUGAUUUUGGGUUUGAUUUAAUUUUCAAUGACAGGAAGAGUACAGGAAGGAAGGAAUUGAAUGGAAAUUCAUUGACUUUGGACUGGAUCUGCAACCCUGCAUUGAUUUACUGGAGAAGGUUAGUCUGACUUGGAAACAGCCAGCUUAAUUUGUGCAAGUUUGGCAUGUGUAUUGUGUGGUGUCUUUAGUUUAUAACCUGCUUUGUUUGUUUCCACUGCAACCGAUGUUGUUGUUCUUAAACAUCACGUGUGGCCCAAAUUUAAGCCUGUCUAACAAUACAUUGAACAUGGUAUAACAGUGGCAACUAAAGAAGAAGAAAUUUGGUUUUAUCAACUGGGUUGAUAAUGUAAAUUGCCCAAAGAGUUUCUAAAGCUGAAAUUUCAAAAGUUAGCUUUUUGUCAAAGCUUUAGAAACUCUACGGUGGCCGAUUUACUUUAUCAAAUCGCCCCCUUCAUUUAAAGAAGAAGUUACAUGUAUGUAUAUUAAAAAUUGUUUUUUGAAACUGAUCCUACUGUUGGGUCAAAACGUUUUGCUUGUUUUUGGUGGCAGGCUUUAUUUUAAACAGCAAUACGGUGCUAUGAGCUGUAUGUGUUAAGAAAAAAAAAGAAGAUUCUUUAAAGAGCUUCUCCUUGAAUGUUUAGAGAUCCAUAAUUACGUGUUUGUUCUUUACUGCUAAGGUUACCUCAUUAAAUUGUGAUGUUUUAUUCACAGCCAAUGGGAUUGAUGGCUCUGUUAGAUGAAGAAUGCUGGUUUCCAAAAGCCACAGACAAGUCAUUUGUAGAAAAAGUUAUCAAGGAGCACAGUAAACAUCAGAAGUUCAAGAUCCCAGAGUUCCGCUCUGAAGCUCAUUUCACGGUCAUCCACUAUGCUGGCAAGGUAAGUUGUGUCUUUGAUGUUGAAGUUUAGUAGGAAUGGUCCUGCAGAGUUAAACAUUGCUCUCCUGUCCGUAGUUUAAAUCUAAAAAAUGACAAUUUUUUAUUUUGUUGAUAGGUGAAAGGUCCUUUGUAGCAAAAUAACAUUAAAUCUUUAUUUAACUCGCACAAAUACAACUCCGUUUUGUUUUCAUCGAUCGAGGAAGAGAGGAGCCUGUGAACGAGGUUGCAAAGGUUGAUGUUUUCUUGUUAGUGAUGGGACGCAAGACGAGUAACCGUCACGUGACCACGCGUCACGUAACCGCGGGGCGUGUAAACUGGAGUUGUGCAAGUCAGAAUAUCCAAUAGAUUACCAAUGUCAUUAUUUUGGCUGUUUUCUUAUACAGGUUGACUACAACAGCAAUCAGUGGCUGAUGAAAAACAUGGACCCCCUCAACGACAACAUCAUUUCUCUGCUGCAGAAUUCCUCAGACAAUUUUGUUAGUCUUCUUUGGAAAGAUUCAGGUAUGGUGACCCUGAGUCUGAAUGGCUCAGAAAAUCACUCGCCCACCCCGGGUUUAUUCGGGCACCUCCCGAUAGGGGAGCAGUAGAAUUUUCCAAAGGGGCGGGGAGGGAGCCUUUGACAAGCAUAUCACUGGCAUUUGGGGAAGGUUGGGGGGUUCAUUUGCACUCUUCGAGACUGCACCUUCUAUAGCUGAGCUCUGGGCAAGGAAUAAACUAUAUAUUUCUCUGUUAAUAACGUUAUGAUUUUUACAUGCUAUCAACAUAGUUCUUCAGCGAGUGAUCGACUCGCGACGAAGGAGUUUGACUGAAAAAGAUUGCUCCAGUGCGUGUCUGUUCUAUUCUUCAAGUUCUUUGUAGUGAACAAAAUUUCUUUGCGAUUUGCUUUUUUAACAGAGAACAUUGUCAGUAUGAAUGCAACUCAGAGCGAAACUCCGUUUGGUAGUAAAGUGCGUAAGGGAAUGUUCAGAACUGUCAGCCAGCUGUACAAGGUUUGUCGGGAAUACUUGUACCUCCGGAACUAAGUGAAAUGAGAACGCACUGUUUAACCAGUCAUUGGUUUUCCCUUGUUUAUUUUUUCUGAGUUAAAUUUGAAUUAUCUGUAACCCUUUGAACCCUAAACGUGACAAGAAUCUAUUUUCUCCUCACAAUAUCACCCCUGAAUCAAACAUUAAGGUAGCCAGAAGAAAGGAAAUGAUCAGCAACUGAAGAAGCAAUCGAUUGUUAACCAAAUUCUCCUUGCCGGCACCUUCGGAAAUGUGUAGAGGACAGUAUGAAGACUAUGCAUACUGAUGUUAGGGUGUAAAGGAUUAAUGAUCUUUCGUCUUUAGUUAAUAUCUCUAUUCUGCAUUUCAGUAGAUGGUUUUCAUAUAUAUCGUUUAACGUUUUAAUCAGUGGUGUUUCACGGUGAAAGAGCCAAUCUUUUGUAGUUUUACACUUCUCCCCAUUUUGAAAAGAAGGAUUGUUAAACCUCGGAAAAGGCCGAUUCACUAGUUGCAUUUUUUUCGUAUUGACGAGAUGUUCUUUGCAUUUAUUUUAAAACUGAUGUUUGUAUCUUCAGGAACAACUAGCCAAACUGAUGGUGGUUCUUCACAACACCAAUCCUAACUUUGUGAGGUGUAUUAUUCCAAAUCACGAGAAGAGAGUGAGUACCCAUUUAAUGUUUAGGCUAGUAACGUUAAAUUGCGUUGCUUUUUAAGUUGCAAUCUUUAAAACACUGAAGGCAAUUACCAUAUUAAGAUUAAAAUUGUUAAUGGACAAGAAAAAUGCUCUUUCUGCCCCUAGGCUGGUAAGAUUCACGCGCAGCUUGUACUGGACCAACUAAGGUGUAAUGGUGUCCUGGAAGGAAUUAGGAUCUGCCGACAAGGUUUCCCGAACAGGAUGCUUUUCCAGGAAUUUAAACAGAGGUAUGCAAGGCCUUUAUUUAAUUUUGCAUCAUGAAAACUGAUAGUUACGCGUUGCCGUGAUGCCACUAAUUGUGUCCUCAAUUACGGCAACUGCACUAUUGAUAUUUGUUCUCUUAUCUUUUCCUGUUCAUGUGAGGAGCUUUAUCCCUCAUCUGCCGCACCAAAAACAGUUAGAUUAUACUUUGACACCCUGAAGAUAACGCCUUGACUGAUAAUGCCUUCCCCUUUGAAAAUAACGAAAUCAUUGGAUCAGUGUCGGUAUUUCAGCGACCAAAACCAAACCAUAUACCUUUACUCUUUAUCAGGUGACUGUUAUUUGGUUCGGGGAGGGGUGGGUGUGCAGUUACACAGAUACUGACCUUGAUCUAUAUCAAUGAUAGGUGAGGAGUACGGCACAUGACUGAGAAUCCUACGAAUGCCGUACCUAAUUAUAAUCUUUUGUACCAAAUUGCUUUUUUGAGACUCACUUCCGUUGCCUUGCAAUGGGGUGGGGCUCCAUACAUUAGAGGUCCGGCGUUUGAACUGGGCUUACUUCAGGUGGGAAAGUCAUUACAUAAACUUCUCAUUACUCCUCAGAUAUGAGUUGCUGACACCAGGAGUCAUUCCUAAGGGUUUUAUGGAUGGAAGAAAAGCCUGUCAGAAAAUGGUAUGUCGAUUUGCCGGUUUCACUCUCUUCAUCAAGUUACCUUACUUCUCGGUGCAAUUUUCAAUUGACAGUUAAAAAGAUUUUGGUAGGCAUUUAUCUACCUAACUUUUCGCUGUCUUUGGUCGAGAAGAUCCGCGUCAUCUAUUCAGCCAAUCAAUUUCGAAACUAAAACCAAUCGCGACUUGUCACGCCAUUUCCCCUGCGCUUGAGUGAAUCGUUACUUCCUUUUUUCCUGCACUUGUGGCGACGCGUCACUUCAUUUUUCUCGCCCUUAAGGCGACUUGUCACUUCAUUUUUCCCGCGCUUAAAGUGACUCGUCACUCCAUUUUUCCCGCGCUUAAAGUGGCUUGUCACUCCAUUUUUCCCGCGCUUAAAGUGACUCGUCACUCCAUUUUUCCCGCGCUUAAAGUGGCUUGUCACUCCAUUUUUCCCGCGCUUAAAGUGACUCGUCACUCCAUUUUUCCCGCGAUUAAAGUGGCUCGUCACUUCAUUUUUCCCGCGCUUAAAGUGACUCGUCACUCCAUUUUUCCCGCGCUUAAAGUGGCUUGUCACUCCAUUUUUCCCGCGCUUAAAGUGACUCAUCACUCCAUUUUUCCCGCGCUUAAAGUGACCCGUCACUCCAUUUUUCCCGCCCUUAAGGCGACUUGUUAAUCAACUUUCCUUGCAGUUAAGCUAACUUGUCACUCCAUUUUUCCCGGGUUUGAGUGACUCAUCACUCCAUUCUUCUUACCCCUAAGGCGACUUUCCAAUCGAGUUCCCAGUAGUCAGAUGACUUGUCGAUCCACUUUUCCCGUGGGAGUUAGUUUGCUUUUUCUUUGCCUCAAACCCUCAUCGGGUCACUGUUAUAUUCUCCUUGGUGCCUUUUGAUGACUGUGAAAAAAAAAAAGAUGAAAUAAAAUGGAUGUAAUUAACACAAAACUAGCCAGUGAUAGGCGUUUCGUUUCGUUUCGAAGCUGUGUGCAGCAUUUACAGGAGGCGAGUUCUGGUCAGCGGUUAACCGCCCACCAUUUUUUUUUUUUUUUUUUUGGUACUGAAAAGAAAAGGAACUUCCAGCAUCCUUUAGGAGGAAAGAAAUGAGGAAAAAGCUCCCAAUAUCUAUGUUCAACUGCACUAUAUUUGUCUAAAAUAAUUUUUAUUGAAACGACACCCCAAGGUUCGCUGUGUUUGGAGCUUAAUGAAGUGUUGUAUUUUUCAUCACACUUUACAAGUUAAAGAUUUUAGAACGCUUGUAUUAUUUUAAAAUUGUGUAUGAUAACAUUUUGAAUUAUGAAUAGGGCACCCGUAAUAUUGUUAUGAAUUUAAGAAAUGUUUCCCAAGAGUUCUAACAAUUCUUAUUCAUUUUUUUUUCAGCUGGAGGUUCUCGAGCUGGACACGAAUUCUUAUCGUAUCGGCCAGUCCAAGAUCUUCUUCAGGGCAGGCGUGUUGGCUCAUUUGGAGGAGGAACGUGAUCUGAAACUCACAGAGAUCAUCACUGUUUUCCAAGCCUUCUGCCGUGGGAACAUCGCAAGAAGGCACUAUAACAAGCGGGUUCAACAACUAAGCGCUAUUCGCGUUAUUCAACGAAACUGCCUCAGUUACCUUAAACUGCGCAACUGGCAGUGGUGGCGCCUAUUCACGAAGGUGAAGCCGUUGCUCAACGUGACCAGGACAGACGAAGCGCUACGCGAAGCCCUCGACCUAAAGAAAGCGAACGAAGAGAAGUUGGAAAAGUCUGAAGCAGCGGUCACCGAGCUGGAGAGGAAAUACAGUCAGGUAUCUGAGGAAAAGAGUAUCAUGCAAGAGCAGCUUGAAAGAGAACGCGACGCCUUCCAGGAGGCUGAUGACAUGCGUCAAAGGCUGCAGACCCGAAAGCAGGAGCUGGAAGAAUUGUUGAACGAUCAGAUGGAGCGAUUUGACGAAGAGGAAGAAAAGGUUCUUAGUCUUACUGAAGAGAAAAAGAAACUGAUGAAGGAUAUUCAAGACUUGGAGGAUAGGUAUGUCUGUUUUAAACCGUCCAGUUUGAGAGAAAAGUUAUAUAGUAAGGUUUGACAGGCAGUUGGAGUCCUUUUUGCCAGGAAUUGUCUCGCGUUAUGUAGUUAAAUGAACUCUCGGCUUUUCAAAAUGUGCCCGUAAUCUUUUGGUUCAAGUAGCAUAACCAUAGUAACUGCGAUUGUGUGAUGAUGACGAAAAUUGAAUACUCCCUGGUGUUGAACCCAGGCCCUGCUGAAAUUAUCUUUACCCUUGAGUCUCAGAGAACUCGUAGGUGAGCGAGGCAUAUCUGUGCGACUUGUAUCAGGACAAGAUUCCGUAUUGUUAAAAGGAAAAUGGGAAAUUUUCAAGGGAGAAAAGAAAACAAUUAGGUCAACCCUAUUUAAAGCACCAACACAGGGCCCGACCACAAUAGUGGGUGCUCCCUACGGUGUUGCAUGUUUGCGUGUAAUCUGUUUUCCUGUUUUGCCUCUUGUGCAGCUUGGAAGAGGAAGAAGCUGCCAGACAAAAGCUUCAGCUUGAGAAGGUCUCUGUUGAGGCCAAAUUGAAGAAGCAGGAGGAGGACCUGACUUUAAUGGAAGACUCCAAUUCGAAAGUAUGUUUCUGACAACUUUAUUGAGAGUUAUUAGACAGUAAUUUGCAGAAGAAAAGUCAUUUUUUUCAGACUGUGCUAUGAUCUAUCCAUGGCACUCUUUCUUUGAUCAAGUAUUGUUUCCGUCUGAAUCUUAACCCUUUAACUCCCAAAGUGACAAAAAAAAAUUUCUCCUUACAAUAUCAAUGCAAUAUCAACCAGAUAAGUGAUGAGAAUAAAGAAAAAUAUCAAUCUGGGGAUAAUUAUUUGAUCCAAUACUAAAUUCUCUGAACUAACAUUACAAGGAUUGUAUGGUUGACAGUAAGGAGAAUGACAAAUUUGAUCCGGGAGUUAAAGGGUUAACGUUACACCUUAUCUCUCCCGGGAUAAACUCUUGUGUUGAGUCUAUACUGACACGGUAUGCUUUUAUUUCAACAGUUGACGAAGGAUAAGAAAUCGUUAGAAGACAAGCUACAGGAGACAAAUCAAGCUCUCGCCGACGAAGAGGAGAAAGCUAAAGGCUUGGCCAAACAGAAAGCUAAACAGGAUGCUCUCAUUGCAGAUCUCGAAGAACGAUUACGAAAUUCAGAAAAGGUAGGCAAUGAGUUGGUCCAAAGGUGAUAUUGAUUUUUUUUUUUAGUCUCUGUGAUGGAGAUACCGUCAAGAAAUUUCAUCUCUCUUGGAGUCUGUCCUAUUAAAAGGAUAAUAACGAUGACGUAACAGUACGGUGUCACUCAUAGGUUGACAGUGUAGAAACAGGUCCGUAGUGCGUACGCACUGUAUAUCGAUUGGCAAAACCAACGCAAUCUUGGAUUACUUUCGACACUCAAUUGGAAAUGUCUGCUUUCCAGAAUUUGAUUGCUUAUAUUUAUGUCAUGUCAGGCUUGCCAAGACUUGGAAAAAAUCCGUCGAAAGUUAGAGGCUGAACUCGCUGAUGUCCAUCACCAAUUGGAGGAAGCCAAACAAACGGUAAGAAACUGACGUCAUUGAUUGUGGUAGAUGCUCAGUGACAUGAUAAAUCAAUGGAAAACGGAGGAGGAAGUCGGUAGACAUUUGUGGAUUCUGAGUUCAUUUUGGUUCUGCACUAUUUUACUGAUAUAAUAAUAUUUAUUUUGUGUUAAAGAUCCAAGAUCUGGAGGCGACCAUUCACAAAAAAGACAUGGAAUUGAAUGACUUGAAUGCCAGGUACAAAUAUUAUCAUAGCGUUGCUUGUUUGUAAAUUAGCUCAUUGGGAUUUGGAGCUCGUUUUAAUGAUGUAGAUUGAACGUUUGGUUUGUGUUUCAUUCAGGGCUGAUGAAGAAUCUGCCAGGAGAAGCGAGCUCGAGAAAACCAAGCGAGAACUGGACAAUCAGUUGGAGGAACUGAAGGAGGAUUUAGAGGCUGAGAAAAGUGCGAGGACAAAGGCCGAGAAACAACGGCGGGAACUCGGAGAGGUGAAGAAAACAGAUCAUUAUUCUGCACUCUGCAAUAAACUUUUCGGGUUUCAGUCGGUAACGUAAGAAUACUCGGGAAAAGGAAAUUCCGAUUGCUCUUUAUAGAAUUCGAACUGAUGAUCUUCCGAUUACUGCCUGAAUGCUCUACCACUGAGCUAAUAACGUAGCUAGUCAGGGUAUUAUUUGAGGUUAAAAAAGUUAUGACUGUGCAGUGCCAGAUCUAGAUGUUCAAGGUUUCAUUGAAUACGGUAUCUCAGCAUCUCUUAUUGCAGAUUUUGCUGUAUUUUGUGCAACACAGAGGUUCAGUUUCAAAUUAUUUGUUUUUAGGAAUUGGAGUCCCUCAAGUCGGAACUCGAAGAAUCGAUUGACACCACUGCUGCUGCUCAGGACAUGAGGAACAAACGAGAAGAAGAGCUGAUGAAACUUAAGAGGAGCGUGGACGAAGAAACUGUAGCACACGAGGCUGCCAUGGCACAACUUCGGCAGAAACACACUCAAGCAGUGGAGGAACUGAACGUAGAACUGGAAACAACCAAAAAGGUAACAUUUUGUAGUGUUCUUCAAAGAAUUUCCAUUCUUUGUUUAUAAUCGCCAUAGCAGAGCCGGAAGACAGUGGAGUCUUUCUAACAGGUCCAAGAGGCUAAAACAAAACAAAUUCUAGUUAGAGGUACACGUUUCGUAGAGAGUCUUGAAUUCUUGAACCAUUGUGCGUAAAGGAGGUCAAGGUUUGAGAGCAAAGGACGAACCAAGAAGUUUUUUUCCUAAGCUUAACCCUUUAACUCCCAAGAUCUGAUUGUUAAUUCUCCCCUCUAGCAGCUACACAUUUCCUUGUAAAUUAGUUAUGAGAGCUUGGUGCUAGAUCAAGAUAGCAGCUUCUACCUGAUAAGUUUGAAUAUUCUCAUUACCUGUUUGCUGAAGAAUGUAUGGAUAUCGUAGGGAGAAGUUUCAUGUUAAUCACUUCUGGGAGUUAAGGAGUUAAGCAUAACGUAAUGAAGAAGAAGUUUUGGUGCAAACCCUGGACAACUUCUUUUCUUCUCUCUCCAAAGUCUUAAAUUUUACACGCAGAAAUGUUUGGGAACCACCUAAUACUAUCAACGCAAACAACUUUAUUCCCAUAAAUAAUUAAUCGCGAAAUGCUCGCUCAGUGGUUGUCUUAGGUACUUUCGUAAUUUCUCCACCAUGCUUACUUACCACUCUUUUCCUUUAAUCUUUUAACUCCCAUAAGUGACCAAGGCAGAAUUUCUCCCAACAAUAUCAAUACAAUAUCAAGCAGACAAAUGAUGAGAAUAAAGAAAAUAGUCAAUUGAAGGAGUGACAGUUGAUCCAAUACCAAAUUCUCCAAACUCACUUAAUAAUAGUUGAAUGGAAGACAAAGAGAAUUCAUAGUAAAAUCUUGGAAGUGAAAGGGUUUACUCGCUAAGGGUUCUCUCCAUCCGUUAUAUUCUCAGGGCAAAGCUCAACUUGAAAGAGCCAAGGCACAUUUAGAGGAAGGCAACUCGCAACUGAAAUCCGAAGUCGAGGAAUUAAGCAGUCGAAAGACCGAGGCUGAACGCAAAGUGAAAGUGUUGGAAAACCAAGUCGCUGAGGCGAACGCCCGGCUCACCGAUGAUGAACAUCAAGUCAGUGAGCUACAAAGUGCCAAAGUUAAAUUACAGAAAGAGAUGGAAACGGCAAACACUCAAGUGGAGGAACUUGAAUCCAGGUGUUCGACUGCAGAGAGAGCAAAGGCCAUGCUUGAAUCGCAACUUGCAGAAACACAGGUAAAAACCGGGAUUAUUGUCGCGACUUCUGGUCGUCCAAGAAGAGCAAAUUUACAUUGUUUUGUGUAAAUACGUUUUAUGGUUUAACCCUAAAACGUGUUCACCACAUUCAAUUAAAUGUCGUCACGUUGUGCCGAAUGAGUUUCCGAAGUGGUUUUUCUCAGCUUGCUCGUUGGUACUGAAAAUGAAAAAUAAAACAGUAAAAAAGGUACUUAAUCAGGGGCAACAUGAAUACUGUUCGUGACAUUGCGUAGGCUCAGUGGUAAGUCCAUUGCGCACGUCACUGGCAUCAAAUUUCUCCGCUUUGUCACCGGUUGCAAGUUUCCUGCGCUCGGCUCCGAUUUGUUACGUGGCUUGAUUGGUUUAUUCCUUUGGUGUGAUCGUGACUGGUCAGUUAUAACAACUUGGAAGGUGACAAGAAAUAUAUAUCAAGUUGUCUAAAAACUUCUUGACUUUUGUGGUAAUGCUAAGAAAAUUUUCUUUCUCAGGAAUCUUUAUCAGAUGAAACCCGCCAAAAACUUGCACUUAGCAAUAAACUCAAAGAUUCUGAGGCAGAAGUAAAUCGCCUGCAAGAUCAACUCGACGACGAAGAAGACGCCAAGGUCGCGCUUCAGAAGAACCUCUCCCAAGUUCAAGCGCAAGUGAGUGAAUGAAGAAUCUUCUUUUACGGAAUUAUAUCUUGGAAAAGUUUAAAGAUUUAUUAUUGGAUGUAUGUGUGGCUCAAAUGCCAUUUCAAUUUCGUCCGUUGCAAUUUGGAUUGCUAAAUAACCUAGCUAUUUAUUUAUUUAUUUUAAUUUCACUUCUCAGGUCGGAGAACAAAAGAAACUUGCGGAUGAUCGCUCCGCACUUCUUGAAGAGGCCGAGCAGGCCAAGAAAAAAAUGGCGCGAGAGGUUGAAACCCUACAAGCACGUGUAGAUGAACUAAGCGCCAAUAACAGCAAACUGGAGAAAACUAGGAAAAGAUUGCAAGAUGAGGUCAGCGAUAGGCCUAGCAAUAUUGCUUUUACUGUUGAUUUGAAUUUAAAAAUCUGGUCUUAGAAGGGUUACUUGGAAUAGAUGGCAAGCUGACGUAGUCAUUAGCUUUAUAACAGCGUUAUUAGUGUAGGCUUGGAUCAACAAAUCGGUUCGUAGAGGGGCUAUGAACGACAGUCGAUAAAGAUUAUUAUACAUUAGACUUGCUGUGAAAAAUCUGAUUGGUUGAGAGCAUCAAUCAAUAUUCAAUAGCGUGUGAAGUUGACAUGAUAAUGUAACAACUGCCGUAGAUAUUGCAGUUAUCUUGUCGUGUUCAAAGUCUCUCUAGUUUCCGAGCCCUUCGUCCUUGUACUGUUCUCGAACUUUUGCAAAAUCAGAAAAUGUCUUCUUUUGCAGAUUGUUUAAAAAAUGUAUACUAAUACAAUUAUUAAGUUCGGCUUUCGCAUGAUAUCAUGCAUUUUCAAACCUCGUGUCUGGGUUACCUGCCUCAGCCUUCGGCUUCGGCUGAUAACUUAUAUCUCAGUUUCGAGAGUUCUUGAUAUCGACUCAACUUCAUCCAAUACACAUUCAAUUGCUUAUUACAACCUUUACCAUUUCUCAAACAGGUCGACGAUGUGCAACUCAACUUGGAGAAGGAGAAGGCUCAAGUCAGUGCCCUGGAGAAGAAACAGAGAAAGUUUGAUCAGGUUGGUUUGGCUUGGAAUUGCUCGCGAGGUGUUUGACACCUAUUGUUUUCCGCCACUGGCAGGUAACUGUAAGAAUACAGAUUUGGGUGGAAGACGAAGGAUUAAUGAUGGAGUUAACUACAAGAAGAAAUUCAAAAUUGGAAAAAAAAGUGCCAAGAAGCGUUGAUCCUAGCUGUGAAGUAUCGAAGAUUUACCCACAGGCUUAAACUUAUGAACAACGUCUUAUUGUGCAAGGUUUGCUUUGCGCAUACAGAGCCUGGAUGCCACAGGCGACUAAGUUUUGUCAUAGGAUGACUCGUAUUGCCCUGAUAAAAGCGUUUUAGGAACUGGGCGGUCCAAACUCGCUAGAACAGAGCCCUGAAGCAACCAGAGAUUCUUUUCAAAGAACAAAGCUUUGAGCUCGUGAAAGUACUUCAGAGUACCUCUCAGCAGGAUUGCCAUGUAGGGUUACGACCACGGACUUGUAAAUAAGACAGAAAUCCUUAGUUGUUUUUCAUCUGAUCUGAGAGAGAGAUUGUUAAUGUGUCUUUUCUCCUAUAUUGCAGUUGCUCGCAGAAGAGAAAGCCAUUUCUGAGAAGAACGCUAUGGAAAGGGAUAACGCUGAACGAGACGCCAGACAGAAUGAAACAAAGGUAUGUGUCUCCAGUUGUCCUUUCAGUGAUCAAACUUUCAUUUCUUUGUACAAUACCAAAAAAAUUUCGGGUGGGCAGGUGAGCAGAACAAUAGAACUGAUCAGCAAGCUGGAAUCCUCUGCCAAUGUAUCAUUUUUACGUCCCCCAAACCAGCGUGAUUUGGAGUUAAUUUCUCACUAACACUUUACUUUGCUUUCUCUAUCGCUGCAACGAACUGUAUCACAAUCACGUCUGACAAGUGUGCCACGGUUUCACGAACUACUUCCUAAACCAUUCGUGUGCUGUUAUUUGUCCAGGUUAUCUCUCUCACGCACGAAUUGGAGGAGCUUCAAGAGAAGCUUGGAGAAACUGAAAGAGUCCGCAAGGCUGCACAGAAUGAACUCGAAGCCAUGAUGGAAAGCAAAGAUGACUUCGGCAAAAACGUGCACGAGUUGGAGAAGGCUAAACGGUUGUUAGAAGCUCAACUCGAAGAGAAGAAACAACAGAUCGAAGAACUUGAGGACGAGCUGCAGAUCACCGAGGAUGCCAAGCUGAGGAUGGAAGUCAACAUGCAAGCCGCCAAGACUCAGUUUGAUAGAGAACUGGCUGCAAGGGACGAGCAGAACGAAGAGAAGAGGAAAGCGUUACUCAAACAGGUGGGCAUCGCUAUCAUAAUAACUCAUGACCGAAAAUCACAAUUAUGACUAAAAUUCUUUCGGGUUAGCCUUGCAUUUGCAAAUCUUAAGACCUGAAAAGGUUUAUUUAUUUCAGUAAUCAAUUCAAUUGCGGAUAGAACCUUUGACUGUCUUAGUUCUCCGUUCCAUGUUUUCACCAUUUCAUUCCCAGAGGUGAUUACAAGUAACUCCUUCACAUGUCUAGAAUAGACAAAACGAUGACGAUCAUUGUGACCUAAAAUGGGAGGGGUGGGUGGGGUGGUUUAACGUGAUAAAACACUAGACUACCUCACGCAGUUAACGAAGAAAAGUAUGAAGCAAUUUUCAAUUACUUUGGUUUUGCUUUACUCUGCUCUGUGAUUGGUCUAGAAACUUACAUUUCCUUCCCUCUUACCUAUCGGAUGAGAAACUAACAGCAAUAGACUUGUUUUGUUCGCCUGUUUUGUUUACCCAUUUACACAUUUCAGCUCAUGUGAUCAUGCUCUAGAGAACUGUUUCCUUCAAAGUCCCUCUUAUUCACGCGCAUAUGUACGCAUAAUUUACAAAAGAUAAAACAGGGAAUUCCCUUGCGACCUGGAAUGGGUAAUCAAAAUAUCCAAGUUAAGAGGUCUAUCGUGACCUUAUCGCUCGCGUUUUCCCGCGCUUCUGACGGAGUGCCAGUUUUCACUUUGAUUUCUCAUUAGGUAAGGGCUAUUUAUUAAUCGUUUUGGUUACUUUGGUUUCGGUGCUCCAACAGCCAGAGUGGAAGGUUUACUACUCGGAUCUUGCAAGUUUAAGGGUUGAAAAUAUCAAUGAUAAUUCGUGUGCUUUGGUUUUUCCAGCUCCGUGAACUUGAGAGCGAACUGGAUGAAGAGCGCAAGGGCAGAGUUAGCGCUGCUAACGCUAAGAAGAAGAUCGAAAUGGAUAUGGCUGAUCUGGAAGAACAACUUGACGCAAGCAACCGUGUGAAGGAAGAUGGCAUCCGUCAACUGAAGAAAUACCAACAGCAGGUUAAGGAUAUUCAGCGAGAUCUGGACGACGCCCGACAAGCGAGAGACGAGAUAUCUGAGCAAGCCAAAGAAAACGAGAGGAAAGCCAAGCAGCUGGAGGCUGACUACUUACAAAUGCAAGAGGUACGGGGUUGUGCCAGGAAACAUGACCAAUUUGAACUCCUCUAAAAUUAAUCUGAGACAACUUUUAUCGCCGCUGAAGUCGCCCAGAUAACCUUUUUUACUGACCUCGGUGCUUGCGAAUUUCCAUCGUGUCUGGUGAUUGGACAAAAAGAUUCAGAAAACUGCGAAUAUCUGUAGGAAAGUUUUACUAGAUUUAGACGAGUGUUUCAUUCUUCCCAUACAAAAUUAAAACUUGUGUUCUUGUUGGAACAAUUAUAGCAACAAGUGUUAAAAGAGUUAUCGUUCUUUCUGAUUUCUAGGAUCUUGCUGCUGCCGAACGAGCCAGAAAGAGUUUAGAGUCGGAAAGAGACGAGUUAGCAGAAGAACUAGCGAGUUCAACUCAUCUCAGGUAACAUUAAAACUGCUCAUAGCGAUAGCGACACUAUCAGCUCAUCAGAUGCAAGAUUAAGGCUACUUGCGAAUUUUCCUCUCAUGGCCGAUUACUUUAAUUUCGGUACUUGGAGUUCUUACUGGCUUUACACUUAUUUCGAGUAACCGUGGUGAAUACUUUUGUUUUAUUUUUUUUCGACACGAUGAAUUGGCGCCCUGAAUUUAGCGCAUAUUGACCGAAUUAAGGUGAAUUAUUAAAUAAUUUUUGUUAGAACUGAAGAGGAGAAAUACCAAAAGGCAAUUGAAUAAAGAUCACUUCAAAUGUCCCGAAUUCUACCUGGUUUGUCCAUGACACAAAAUGUGAGGAAAUAUUUUUUGCAUCGCACAGCGUUUUCUUCAAUUAGAAAGGAAUAAAACUUGUUUUGAAAGAUGGCAAAAGACUAAAGUGACUAUGAGCUACUGAGGAGGAACAAAUAAAGAAGAUUGGCUUGGAUUGUAAAUGAAAAAACUUGAUCAAACCAUACUGUUUAUUUCUUCAUGAUUCCUCUUGCAGUUGCUUAACUUUCUUUGCUUACGUUCCAGGGGCUCUGCUGCCGACGAGAAGCGCAAACAAGAUGCACGCAUCGCUCAACUGGAAGAGGAACUCGAGGAGGAAAGAACUCAGAACGAACUGCUGAUGGAGAAAUACAAGCGGGCUAACAUGCAGGUUUGUGGGAAGAGUUGUGACCAGCUGGAAUUGAUUAAUGCUGCUUGAGUCAAGUUGAAUUCAUUGUGUAUUAUUUUUAUAUUGCAAUAACAGAUGGAACAAUUCCAGACAGACUUGAACUCUGAGCGAGCUGCAUUACAGAAAAUGGAGAGCGCUAAGCUGACGUUAGAGAAGCAGGUAAAAGAGACCAAAAGACAGGUUCAUUUAUUUAUUAAUUCCAUUAUCUAUUAAUUUCUUUCUUAUUUAUUUAUUUUGUUAAUUUCUGUUAUGUUAUUCUUUCAGAACAAGGACAUGAAGGUAAAACUAGCGGAGCUUGAAAGCCAGACGCGCGCCCGCAAUCGGAUGACCGUGCAAGCACUGGAGAACAAAUUAGCAACAUUGCAAGAACAACUUGAUGCUGAGUCCAAGUAAGUAACAAAAAAAGUUACUCAAUCUUCGAUCCGCAAUCCUCUAGCGUGUAAAAGUGGAGUUGGAAGAAUGGAAACGAGGAUACUGAAAUACGUUUCGGAAAGACGAAUCAUUUUCGGCAAUUGUUUGGCAACUUAGUUAUUCUAAUUUUUUCAAAGUUAUUUCUCACUUUUGAGGCUGCCAUUACGGUGCCUGGACGGUUAAGGCGGAGGGACGGUAAACGUGUCCGCGUCUUGCUCUGUCUCUUCGCUAUUCCGCAUUCACUAGAUCUUAGUUCCUUUCCAACAAAUUUUUAAACAAUUUAUGUUAAUUACGUUAAACUAGAAGGCCGUGAACGCUUUCCCUACGUGUCGAAAUGGUUUUCAUAAACUGGUGUGAUGUUACAGGGGGAUCGAUGUCAAUAUCUGAGCAAUUGCACCCUUACCCCUUCCCUUACUUAACAUCAGUCAACGGAUAACAAGUUAGGGUUAAUGCUGGGUUAGGGGAGGGGUAGGUGCUCAGAUACUGACUUUGAUCCAAACUGGGUCAUACGCAGGGAGGAAAUUGCAUAGAAAAUGUCAAUGUGCAUAUGAGGCAUAUUUUGGUUAACCAUAAUGUGUGCCCUGCUUCAGGGAGCGUUCAACCAUGGCCAAGAACAACCGCAAGCUCGAUAAGAAGUACAAAGAGGCAGUGUUGCAAGCAGAGGAGGAAAGACGACAUGCUGACCAAUAUAAAGAACAGGUUUGUGUAAUAGUGACAUUUUUUUUUAUUUUUAUUCGGCUAAGAAACCGUUCAAUCAAAGAUUUAUCAUCAGUUCUGUUUUGGACAUAUAGAGAACUUUGUGAAGUCUUGAGAAGCAAGUUGCUCCGGUGGAAUAUUUUUUAGUUGUACUGUCUUUUAAGGAGACGUGUGAUCUGCGCCCUAAGAGUUAAAAGCCUUUUUUGCAACAUGCUUUAAUUAUGUAAUAUAUCUUUUACUCUUUGGGAAAGUUAUUUUGAGUUCGUCGUUUUCCCAAUUGCAAAAUGACAAGAGUGCUAACAGAUCUUUGUGGUCGUUCAAAGGAAUAGUGACAUCAAUCAUUUUUUUCCAAGGUUACUUUGAGGUCUACCUCGCACUCGAUCUUUCCCUCUUUGAGAAGCUCUUUUUAAAAAGAAUCCUAUUGGAAAAUAGCCUCAUCAAGCCUCAUCUUGAAUAUAUUUUUUUGACUCCCUACAGAUGGAAAAGGUAAACACUCGUGUGAAGACCUUGAAGCGAUCUGUAGAUGAGGCGGAGGAAGAGAACACUCGACUCAAUGCCGCCAAACGCAAAAUUCAACGAGAACUGGAUGACUACAUUGAAGCGAACGAGGAAUUGACCCGCGAAGUACAAAGUCUCCGGAAUAGGCUCCGGUGAGUGCCGACCUUUUUGUUGCCACAAUUUGAACCCUUCGGUUCAAAAAUCUUUCAGCGUGUGUUUCGAGUUUUGUUUUUUCUUCAGGAACACUUAAUUGGGCUUGGGAUUCCUAUGAUGUUCCCGCCUGAGCAAGGACAGAUAAAUGGUGUGAAUAGUCGAAGAUUCACCGCAUCUUGAGCGUGUGAUUCGAUCUCACUAGUAAUUCUCCUUACUGUCUGUCCAAUGAAUCUCAUUGGAGAAAUUGGUAUCGAAUCAAUAAGUAACCCCAUAAUUGAUAUUUUUCUUUAUUGUCAUCAUCUGUAUACAUGAUAUUGAAUAGAUACAGUAAGGAGAAAUUAUGUCUUGGUCACUCACGGGAGUUAAAGGGUUAAACGCUCCGGAAAGGACUCGAUAAUGCAACAAGUUUCAAAUUUAGUUGCGCGAUUUGACUAUUGGACUAUCCUGCAAUCGCUUCUUCCUGUACGCCGAUACAAAAGGAUGGGACUCUUGCAAGAUUUUAGACUUGAACAACGUUUGCGCAUCGCGAAGACCGUUGCAUGCAAUUCUGAGCUUCUCUCUCUCUCUCUUUUUCUCAGGGGCCGCGGUGGUGCAACAACUCGCAGUGGAUUCACCACUCCCCCAGAGCCAAGAAGAAAGUCUACCAGGGCAGAUAGGUCCGCCGACGUAGGGGACAAUGAUAUGGCACCUGAACCAGACGCAGAAUCAUAGAAU
Molecule: messenger RNA, 26715 nt
Organism: Pocillopora meandrina
Lineage: Eukaryota; Metazoa; Cnidaria; Anthozoa; Scleractinia; Pocilloporidae
Source: the annotation of a GenBank genome assembly